AUGAUAGAUAUAAAUGCUCAAUGUCUUCAUGGAAGUCCAUAUCAAAGUUCAUCUCAUUCUGUUUGUUCAAAUACAGAGCUGAGAAACUCUUCUUCUUCUUCUUCCUCUGUUUUUGAUAGACGUUCAUCAGUAAAUCAGAUUAAAAAUGCAUCUAUCAUCAUUCAACAUAGAAAUAGAGAUUUUCAUACUCCUUCAGUGAUUAUUUCUAAUGAUCAGUCACAUAGUCUACUGAAUGCACCGAAACCUUCAUUGAAAAUUAGUCAAGACAAUAUCUUAUUCAUGAAAAAGGAUCAUUUAAUUAAACUAAACUGUGAAUCACAAAUCAAUGCAAAUCUCAAAUUAUUACCAGGAUUAGUUCAAUUUUCAACAAGAAUCAACAGCAGCAGCAAAAUCUAG
Heterobilharzia americana is the source of this 396-nucleotide messenger RNA. NCBI's taxonomy places the organism in Eukaryota, Metazoa, Platyhelminthes, Trematoda, Strigeidida, Schistosomatidae. The record is from the annotation of a GenBank genome assembly.